CUGCUGUGUUGGCUCCCGGUCGCCGACAGCGGACAUUUGAAUGCAACGCGCUGUUUGAUUAAACACAACAGCGAGCGCGAUGUUGGCACAGUUUUUGGUUUGUGUAACGCUGUUUACGGGAACUGCGUUCUCCCAUGUGGACGCUUCUGCGAGGCCCAACUUCAUUAUAAUGAUCAUGGAUGACAUGGGUUGGGGAGAUCUCGGCAUCCUAGGCAACCCGGCCAAAGAGACUCCCAACCUGGACAAGAUGGCGACCGAAGGGGUGCUGCUGACUGACUUCUACACGGCCAAUCCACUGUGCUCGCCCUCCCGGGCGGCGCUGCUCACGGGCCGACUGCCCAUCAGGAACGGUUUCUACACCUCAAACAACCACUCGAGAAACGGCUACACGCCCCAGGAGAUCGUGGGCGGCAUCCAGGACAACGAAGUGCUUAUACCCGAGCUCUUGGCCGAGGCCGGCUACCGCAACAAGAUCGUCGGCAAAUGGCACCUGGGCCACCAGGAGCAGUACCUUCCUCUGAGACACGGCUUCCACGAGUGGAUUGGGUCGUCAAACUGCCACUUCGGCCCAUACGACAACGUCGAGAGGCCGAACAUCGCCUUUUUCCGCGAUGACCACAUGAUCGGCAGGUACUAUGAGGACUUGGCGAUAAACCUGACGACAUUUACGUCGAACUUGACGCAGUUGUACAUCAAGGAGGCCGUGGAGUUCAUCGAGAAGCAGGCUGCGCAGCGCCAGCCCUUCUUCCUGUACUGGGCGCCCGACGCUACGCACGGGCCCGUCUACUCGUCCGAGAAGUUCAGAGGGUGCAGUCAGAGAGGACCCUACGGAGACGCCGUGAUGGAGCUGGACCAUGGUGUGGGCGCCAUAUUGGACGCUCUUCGUCGCACAGGGGCGGUAAACAACACUUUUGUCUUCUUCACCUCGGACAACGGAGCGGCGUUGGUCAGCAAAACACAAGGAGGCAGCAACGGGCCUUUUCUGUGCGGCAAGCAGACCACUUUCGAAGGGGGCCUGCGGGAGCCCGCUAUCGCCUGGUGGCCCGGCACCAUCCCGGCGGGAAAGGUGAGCAUCUCUUCUGCUCGCAGAUGGCCGUAUCAUGUCAGUGAAGAGCUCACCGAAAAGCCUGCUGAAGGAUGGCCACUGCCUGACUCCACGGCGACGCAGUACUUAGCCGAUGAAAAUGAGUGCGCCUCAUGUGCCGCAUUGAAGUAAGCAUUUAAAUUGAUUGAUACCUAGGCUCCAGCGUUUUGGGGUUUUAUUUCCCCCAAAACUCGGAGGCGCAUACUUUUUCAACGUACUUUUUUUCGGUCUUCAUUUUCAACCGUAAUUUUUUUUUCUUUUCGGGGAAUUUAUUUUUCUAGAUUAACUUUCACUGAGGCUGUCUUCGAUUGAUA
Dermacentor silvarum is the source of this 1398-nucleotide messenger RNA. RefSeq names its product N-acetylgalactosamine-6-sulfatase-like. The coding region runs from base 80 to 1216 and encodes 378 amino acids. Lineage: Eukaryota; Metazoa; Arthropoda; Arachnida; Ixodida; Ixodidae. Gene Ontology annotation, molecular function: arylsulfatase activity. The record is from RefSeq and is a predicted model, not a curated record. The transcript is spliced from 9 exons.